Moesziomyces aphidis is the source of this 948-nucleotide messenger RNA. The record is from the annotation of a GenBank genome assembly. NCBI's taxonomy places the organism in Eukaryota, Fungi, Basidiomycota, Ustilaginomycetes, Ustilaginales, Ustilaginaceae.
AUGCUGACCCUCCGACCUGCGCUUUCCAACGCGAGCGUGGCAGCUACGGCGCUGCGACGUUCGGCGUUUUGCCAACGAAGUGUGCUUCGCAGCUACUCGACGGCGACGGACCCUUCGCAGCUGGCGACGCUCUCACCUCUGUCGGCCAUUGCCCAGUCUGAGCUCGGUUCGAGCUCGCCGUACGAUGAGCACAUUUCUGUGCUCACGCUGAACCGGGCACCUGCAAAGAACGCCAUCUCGCGUGCGCUGCUCGCCGAGAUGGAUCAGCACAUCAGCUCGCUUCUCACCAACCCCACGUCGCGCGCGCUCUUGAUACGCUCUUCGGUACCCGGCACGUUCUGUGCCGGCGCCGACCUCAAGGAGCGCAAGGGAAUGUCGAAGCCGGAGGUCGACGCUUUUCUGCUUGGCCUGCGCAAGGUGUUCACCAACGUGUCGCGGCUGCCCAUGCCCACCAUUGCGUGUCUCGACGGCCUGGCCAUGGGCGGUGGUCUCGAACUGGCGCUCACGUGCGACCUGCGCAUCGCUGGCCCCGCAGCAACCAAGCUGGGCCUGACAGAGACCAAGCUCGGCAUCAUUCCCGGAGCCGGUGGUACCAGCAGAAUGACGAGGCUCGUGGGACCAGCACGUGCCAAGGAGCUCAUCUUUAGCGCCAAGCUCGUGGACGCCGUCGAGGCCAGUCGUAUCGGGUUCGUCGACAUUGUGGCUCAGGAGGGCAACGGCACCGCAGCAUUCAGCAAGGGUGUCCAGCUCGCCCGAUCGUUUGCAAAGAAUGGACCCUUGGCGGUACGAGCGGCUAAGCUGGCCAUCGACAAGGGCGAGCAGAUGGACCCUGAAACUGCUCUCGACUUUGAGCGUCAAUGCUACGAGACGAUUCUGGGCACCAAGGACCGACUCGAGGGCCUCAAGGCGUUUGCCGAAAAGCGCGAGCCCGUGUACCGCGGCGAGUAG